GCGGUUUGGCCCCAGAGACGCCAAAUGUUACCACACCCGCCCGGACCAAAUCUGAACCACCGAGGGUUCACCUCACGUGGCUCGCGCGCCCCUUGGGCGAGUGAGAGUGGGCGGACAGGCGGACCAGAGUUGGGGCACAAGAGUCUGGGCCCCCUUCGUCAGCACUAAAUGCUCACUUUGGGCACGGUGGGAACCUUCAGCUCACGACGCCCCGAGGCAGGCACUGCGGCUGCCCCCUCUGUUAAAAUAGUGCCUGGCCCAGGGAGAGGCACGGAGGGAGGGAGUGAGGGAGGAUCGCACAAGUUUGCACCUUUGCUUAUCCAUCCCCAUCCCACAGUGCCCAUUCUCGGGACCUGGGCAAUGGCAGUGUAGAUUGCUGAUUUGCGGUGGUGGAAUACGCCUCUUGGCGGUAUUGCUUGCAGAAACGAAAUGCAAUCAUUGCGUGCAUGCAUCUCCUUGCGUUCGUUGACUGCAUAUUCGGUCCGUGUCCCGUAUUCCUCGUCCUACCUGCAGAGCCACAUCUCAGGAAGCCUGUGCGGAGCAGAGAUCGUGUGGGUUCCGCCGGGCUGUGCACAUCUCUCCGGCUCUCCGGCCCCUCUGUUGCCUAUCAAACACACAUAGCGUUGGUCAGAUGCCGGCAGUCAGGCAUUCCCAAGGACAUGAACAGUUUGCUACGCCUCGCCGCGGGAGGCCGGCACUGUCGCGAUCCGGGAGUUUGAGGGAAGAAUUGGAAAUGGCACAGCCGCCGACGUGUGCUGGCUGGGUUGGCUGCUGCUGGGCGGGCGACCCAGCCACGGGUUGCGACAGGGGGCCAGGGGGCAGGGGGAUGGAUGAUGGAAGGGCCAGGUUGCCAGGGACCAGGGCCAGAGACGGGACGAGCAGCAGAGAUGGCGGCAGUCGGCUGGCAGGGUCAGUAAGGUAACCAAAGGCAAUAAAGCGUAAGGCUGUGAGGUCGGAUUGGCGGCUCGGGGCGGUGUCUCGGGCCCAGUCGUAUUGAUUGGUCAUGUUCGAGCUGAAGCGGCGGUUGUGUCUCACGGGCCCUGCAGCUUCCCAGAGUUCCUGUGCGCUUGUCAGGCUUGUGUGGGGGAGUUGCAAGUACGGAGUACGGAGUACGGAGCAGCAACAUUGAUGAUACGAGGCCCGACCUCGACGGCUCUGUCCUGCGGGUCUGUCUUUGUUCAGGUUCGGGUUCGGGCAGCGAGACAAGAGAAGAGAAGAGAAGCGAAGAGGAAGUGACUGAUGUGUGCAUGCUGUGGUGUGAUCAAUGUACCGAGUGUGUGAUUCGUGACCAUGACCUGUUCAAGUAAUCCCAAUCCAGUCUGCCACUCAUCAGUCCAUUGCAGCCCUCAACGUUGCUCGGUUGGAUCGGCCUGUCGGCUGGCCACACACGGUUUCAGGUUGUCGGGUUGUGCACGAGUGCAAGUUGCUGAGGCCCACAAUGAUGGGCGUCAAACUGCCUGCCUGCCUCUGCUGUGCUGGCAGGUUUGUGUGGUACUGUGCGAUGCGGUGGAGUGCAGUGCUGGGGCGUCGACGUCAGAAGGGCACAUUGAGGAAAAUGGUAGAGGUUGGCAUCCAGGGCAGCAAGGUGCAAGGCACUGCCAAACCUUGACACAACGACAUAACAUAUGUGCAGCAGAUAAUAGUACCUAGGUCCUCACAUGCUGUGUAUUCGGGUGGUGGGUGGAUAGCUGUCAGUCUGCUGGAGAGGCAGGCACGACCACGACAGCCAGCCAGCCAGCAGCCAGCAUGGGCCUGACCCUGCACCUGCGCUGGGGUCUAGAAACAACCCGCCAUCCAGCCAUCGCCAUCCUGCCAUUCCGAGCGAAAAUCGUCCCCACCACCCUCUAUUCUUGAGUCUACCCAGUCUGCCCAGUCUAGCUUAGUUAGUUUCUAUUCUCCAUCCCGUCUCUUCUUAUCCGUCCUCCAUCCUCCAUCCCUCCCCCCGGCACGUAUUCCUCGCGUGUGCUCUGCUCAUCGUGUGGUUGUACUUGUAUCACAGCCCUGACUCUCUGCUACUCUGAACAUUCGUUUCUCCUGAUCUUCCUGAACUGUCGGUGUUUUUCUCUGUUUCCUUUCCUCGCCGCAAAGCAUUGGCGCCAAGGUCGAUCAUCCACGCUGCCCACGCGACCUCCAACUCUGCUCUCGGAUCCCUGAUCCCAUAUCACCCUCUCCACGAGUCCAGGCUCUCCCCAAUCCGCUUGACGACAUCCGCACCUGUUCCCCCCAGGAUCGACAGUGGCAGAGCUGCCACACACACAAUCCGUACAGCCUGGCUGACGGAAUACUGCUGUUGGCCGCCAAGGAUUCCAGUCUGACCGAGCCUACCCUACCUUCUAUUGCUAUACUUGCGGCUCGUGCUCCUCUCUCAUCCGAUCAUCGCCGUGCCGCCGUGCCGCCGCCUCUCGCCUCGCCUCCCUGCCGACAGUCCGCUGGUUGUUAACAUGCCGUCAAUUGCUUCCGUGUCAUAGCUUCCCCAAAUUCUGUGCGCCUGAGGAGAUCCCAACCUGGAGUUACCACUUCAAAUCAGUCAACGUCCACCAUGCCUCGCCCAUUUCGGAUCGGCAUACCGGUCGACCCAUCCACAGGGUCUGUCGUUCUGCACGCUUCGCCCAACCUGCGACCGCGGCAAGAUGGCCAGGAUGGUCAGAGCACGUAUGAUCUCGAAAACGAUGCCAUGAAUCGGGCCAACUCGGGCGGUGGAGGAGGUGGUAACACAAAUGCCACGGCAAUGAUUGUCGUGGGCUCAAUAGUAGGCGUCAUACUCAUCGCCUGCCUGUUCCUCUUGCUUCGAUCGCUGCGCAAACGCCUAGACCCGAAAUCCAAAUAUCGAGACGGGCCGUUGAAGAAGGUGUGGAGCAAGUUGAGCGGUUCUAAAUCUAAGUACAGCCGGACUGGCGAUUCCGACGAUGAGUUCAACCGAUCAGUCCGCAUGCGCGAAGCCCAGGGCAAUCUCGAAGACGCACUGCAGGAUGUAAAUGUCCAACGGACAAUGGUCGGCGCAAACAAUGUCCAGGAUGGUGUCAACCGGAACACAUCAGUCCGCUCCGUCAUGACUCUCCCUGCUUACCGGCCAAAAGCAAUAGAUACGGAACAGGUCCUCGGCCGAGAGGGUGAACGUGACGGCAUCGACACUGUUGUCGAGAUGCCCACCGCCGAGGAAGACGAGGCCAUGCGGGAGGAUGAGAUGAAUGCAUUGUACCAGAUCCGCCUCGCCCGGCGGGAGCAGAUCGCCGAGCGGGAAGCGCGCAGGGAGGAGCGCCGAGCGGCCAGGGAGCGGCACGACCAUCGUGCCCUUGAGGACAUCCGAGACCGAGCGCGCGUGGCAUCUCAGCAGGCUACCAUCCAGGUCGAGGGACUUCGCGAGGCCCAUGAGCAGAUCAAGCAGAGCAGGCAACGCGCCGUCAGCAGCGUGAGCUACGCUGACGUGGGCGUGGUGCGGGCAGACGGGACGAGGCUGCGGGCCAACAGCGCUGAGAGCGAGCGCAUGGGCCUGCUUAGUGACGCCGGGAGCAUCGCGCUCAGCGCACACGAUGGCCACAGCCUGCAACACAGGAGGCAGCCCAGCGCGCAAAGCGUUCUCAGUAUCGACACCUUCCGCAGCACCCCUGGCAGCUCCGCAUCGCGUUCUGGGUCUCCUGGGUUCAACGGGGGACACAGCAGGCAGGGGUCGAGGAGCCAGCUAGGCGAGGAUCUGCCCCGUACCGGGUCCGGUCUCUCGCAGCGGGCGGGAUCCAGCCCCGAGCUGAUCGAUGCUGCAGAGGCAGACAUCGGCGGUAGCGACAUGCCGCCUCACUCGCCCCCCAGAUAUGACGACGUAUCUCUCGAUGAGAUCUCACCCAUGCACUCGCACCAGUCCGGCCCAUCAGCCAACCCAUCGGGCACGAACACCCCCUACAACGAGCCGCCACCGGACUACCCUGGCCGUGUUAAUGAGCCCGAGGGACCCACCCAGGCCAGGCAGAACAGGCUCAGCGCACACAUGGCCGACCUGGCCGAGCAGCAGCGGGCAGAAGGCCAGGGCCAAGGGCACACCAGGACGGCCUCCAGGGGUGUCGGUGGCGUGCCGCAGCUGCCGAGCCUGAGGCUGAACAGGCUGCCUCAGAUUGUGGUCGAGCCAUCGACCGCGCUUCCCAGGGAUGAUGACCAGGAGCAGCAGCGGAGGCCGUUUCCUUGAGCCAGGAAAGUGACCGUUUCCCGAACAGUGGAGGAGGGACAGCAAUCGUUUGAUUGUGCAGACGUCUGGCAUGAUAAUGACGGAUGACCCCCGAGAACACCAACACACCAAAACAACAAGGAGAUUAGAGAGAAAGCGGGGCGAAGACACAUUUUUGCCAUUUCUGGAUACAUCGUUGGAUUUCAUACAUCGUCGGAUAUCACGAUGCGCCUUACAAUCAGCAGCAAGCAGCAUGCAUGUCUUGAUUUUGAUUUAUUUGCCAAAUGUUUCUUAUUUUUGGACAGAUACCACCAACCACUGGGCUCUCCUUUGGGUUUUCCAUCCUUUUGUUGUAUAUAUAAUCUGAGCAUAUCGUCAGGAGCAUACUGGAGUACUCGGUUCUGAGCGGGGGACUACAAAUUCAUUGUCUAUCUCACCUGUUGCUGUCCUUUUUAAAAAACCACAUCUAGCGCUGAAAUGUGGAGCCUGUGGAUGGGAAUAUAAUAAGGAUAUUUGAUGCUGUCUUUAUCA
This is a messenger RNA of Diaporthe batatas, 4684 nucleotides long. RefSeq lists its product as uncharacterized. The coding region runs from base 2540 to 4174 and encodes 544 amino acids. The transcript is spliced from 2 exons. The record is from RefSeq and is a predicted model, not a curated record. Lineage: Eukaryota; Fungi; Ascomycota; Sordariomycetes; Diaporthales; Diaporthaceae.